AUGCAGCAAGAGCAUAUUCUUGACCAGACUGCCAAGAUAGAAUCUCACCGUGCCUCAUCUGCUACUGCCGUUGCAGUUGCUGCAUCUCUUCAACAACCCACCACCCUCACCACACUGGAUCCGUCCGUGCAUCGACCACUUCCCGGCGCAAGCCCUCCACGGUAUCGAAAGUCGUCACUGUCAGCCGCCGCUCAGGCGCGACUGCCACGAGUAUCGUCGUUGCUGCCGCCGCGACGUUCUGUAGCGGCUGCAGCAACGACAACAUCGACUUUGACCCCAGUGUAUUCGCCUGGUGAAGACCCCCCCCCAGACCACGAUUAUUACUCCCGCCCGAAUACGCUCCCGGUAACACCACCCAACGAGCCCGACUACGACAACAGGACAGAGCUAGGGGCUUCCAGUUCCAAAAUCGAGCUGCCGGUGCUAACUCUGCCACCUAUCCUACCUCUGGGCCCGCUCGACGAGCCACUUCAAGCCCGACCAUCAAGCUUGGAAGUUUUACCCGGCGGUGACGCGAGUGACGUUGAUAUCCUUGGAACCUCGCCAGCAAAACCCGAAUCCGCUUAUUCCUCUGACUCAUUGCCCAAAAUGCCAUACGAAACCAUCAGAGAGCCAUAUCCCCCUUCUACGCGUGGUCACUCGCGGAGUCGAAAUGGAAAGCGUAGCGUAGAUCUAGCCAAGCCUCGCACAGCAAAACCGCCGUCACAGAAGGCAAUGUUGUCACGGGCAUUGCAAAAGGCAAACAUGGCUGUCCAGCUGGACAAUGCGCAGAAUUUCGAAGGGGCCAGAGAAUCCUAUGCUGAAGCAUGCGAGCUUCUACAACACGUGCUACUCAAGACCACGGCGGACGAAGACAAGAACAAGUUAGAGGCGAUUCGACGAACAUAUGCUGGGCGUAUUGAGGAGUUAGAUCAAAUGGCCCCUUGGCAAGCCGCAAAAAACAAGGAAUUGCCAGCUCGACCAGGCAGUGCAGACGACCCAGAUGUCACGUCGGAAAUAGCAACUUCAAAUGGGUCGACACAUGCCAAUGUAGAAGAUGACAAUCAGCAGGUGCAGCAGCGUCAACAAGACGUAAGAUAUCCUAGUGACAGCUCUCAAGAAACGUCACGAUCAGCGAGAUUGACAGCAGAGCAACCUUCACUGCACUCGGCUUUCUCACGCUCCCCACGUUCUCCGGCGAGACUUCGAGCCACGGAUGAAUAUACCACGGAGCCCAAUCGCACAAUACAGCCGUUGGCCGCACGUCACCCUGUAUCACCGGCGAAGCCCCAACAUGAUCGUCAUGAUCCAAACGAUCGAGGCACCGAGUCUUACCACUCCGGAUCUUGGAGGGGCUCGAGGGAGAGUGGUGCUGGGCACUAUAGAAAUGAAAGUCAAAAUUCUUGGUUGGAUCCUAUUGACGAGUCAGGUGGAUCGACGGGAAGAACGUCAUCCUUACACUCGAGAGGCUCGUCUGUGUUUCAUCGAGGUCACAUUCGCAGCAUCAGCGGCAACACAGAGGCGGAGUUCGACACAGCUUUGGAUGCGGCCAUUGAAGCUGCAUACGACGAUGGAUACGAACCCAUGGAAUCGCCCAAGUACGAUAGCAUUGACCACACCGAAGAGAUUGUGACAAAGGCGCUCCGGAAGGUCGAGGCUGCUCGAGAGCGUGUCAGACAAACGGAGCGAGAAGCGUACCCAGAGGAGUACCAAGGCAAACGAGCCGGAAAGCCAAGUAAGGGAAUUUCUGGAGGGUUUUAUGAAGAUUUGUCUUCAGACGAGGAGGAAAGACUUUUGGAAGAAAUGACCCGUGACUAUAACAUUGAAGAUUUUAUGAUGAACGAAGAACAAAAGCUGGGUACCGCCCAACCAGGGAAACCUCCCGGUCAAGACCCACGAGGCUGGGUGAAGGAAAAGGAAAAAACUAAAGUACCAAACACACGAUCGCUGGCCGCCACUGUCGACAGAUCGACCGUACUGCCAUCGCAUCCGGUCCCCAAGAGUCUGCAACCGUCUGCGCCGCCGCCGAAGCAAUCGUUGCCUGAACUGCCUUUAACUCGAGCGCAAUCUCCCGGGCAGACAGUUCGCAAUCGCAGGUUGUCCGGUCAAAACCCAAAGCAGCUCAAAAUCCAGACGACACAGCUCCGACCGCCAACCGCUACCAGCUUUGAAGACUUGUCACAAGUGAAGUCUAUCUCGACGCCCGACAUCCCCCCCGAAGUAACUGUCCCGGACAGACCUCAGACCAGCCGAUCGGCCAGAAAGCUCACACCACCUAGUCCAGAUGUACCAGCGACCGAGCCCAAGAUGCUAGGGUCGCCACCGCACCAACGCGGCCAGGUAGAUGUUGAUGAAAACACUGCAGCUCGGUCCGGCUCACCGACUGUAAGCAGGCUUCGGAAGAACUUUUCGUCUUCGAGCUUGCGCAGUUUGAAGAGUCGCAACAUGUCGCUUUCUAAUCUUGACGACGCAUCCGACAUGUCCCCCGGAACCCCUUCAAGCAAUCAUUUUGGGAGUGCUAGGACUCCUGCCAUGCCUGCGAUUCCCGGGUCACUUGCAAUGUCCCUACGCGAGCAAAUGGACUUGGUUUCUCCAGGGAGCCUAUAUCUCUUUGAGGACAACAUUCACUUGCCGGCUACCCCUGGUUCGCCUAACCCCAUGGUUCUGGAUCCUCCCGUGGCCCUUGAACCCUGUCCAAAUGAUGUGAUGCUGCGGCCGUUUUGGCUCAUGCGGUGCCUUUAUCAGACAUUGGCGCACCCACGAGGAGGCUACCUGAGCACGAAGCUGUUUGUUCCCCGGGACGUUUGGAAAGUGAAGGGCGCCAAGCUUAAGAAUGUGGAGGACAAGAUUUCAAAUUGUGACUACCUCACGGCGGCCCUCCUGAAACUUGCAAAGGUAGACACAUGCGAUGCGGAUGCCGUACUAGAUGAAAUGCAGUCGCUGGAAGGUGUCUUGGAACAGGUGCAAACCGCACUUAACCGCAAACUCGGAAAUGAUGUGGGCGUGCAGGGCUCAGGGGGGUUGUUCAAAGAAGCGUCGAAUGUUGUCGAAGGGGAUGGAGCACCCCCUGUGCCACGGACUGCAAGCGUGUCCGGCAAGUCAUCGUCCUUCUCUUGGAGACGACUUCGACCCAAGAACUCCAACAUGGGACUGAGUGGAGCUUACAACAGCCGGAUGAGCGGAGGAGAAGGCCAUAAGGAAUCGGCAACGAUGCCAACACUGCCCAUGACACCGCAGCCUACAAGCCGGCCUCCGAAGCGUGAUCUCAGCCAGGCCCAAUUCGUCGGUCCCAACGCGCACUACAUGAGCUCGCUUGCUCGUUUGUUUGAUGCAGCGCAAGCCAUUGAUCAAAUCGCGCGGCAGGUUGAUGACCCAGGACUGCGGCAUGCGGACAAGACGCAGGUGGGGCUUGAACUUUGCACCCGACAUGCUGCGGAGUUUUUCGGCUUUUACAUUUGCAGGUCCGCCCUCUUCGAGCAACAACCCAUCCUCCGCCGCGCAUUCGCUUCGACAGCAAAACCAACGCCAGCCAAGCUUGAAGCACGAAUUGCGGCCAUUCCCAUUGAGCGCUAUCGAAAUUUCUGCAUCGUGGCACAUAUUGACCAUGGCAAGAGCACCCUGAGUGAUCGAUUGUUGGAGCAUACGGGCACAAUCUCGCCGAGUGAUGCAAAUAAGCAAAUUUUGGACAAACUGGACGUCGAGCGCGAACGCGGAAUUACAGUCAAGGCGCAAACAUGCACAAUGCUGUACAAAUAUCGCGGAGAGGACUAUUUGCUUCAUUUGGUUGAUACACCUGGCCACGUCGAUUUCCGCGCCGAAGUGACUCGAUCAUAUGCCAGUUGUGGCGGAGCCCUGCUUCUUAUUGAUGCAAGUCAGGGCAUUCAAGCGCAGACCGUGUCGAAUUUUCAUCUUGCCUUCGCGCAGGACCUGGCUCUUGUUCCCGUCAUUAAUAAGAUCGACAUGCCUUCGGCAGACGUUCCCCGAGUCUUGGAACAGAUGGAAACUACCUUUGAAUUGGAUCCCAAGGAUGCUGUGCUAGUAAGCGCCAAGACAGGCAAAGGAGUCCCGGAGAUUUUACCGGCUGUGAUUGAAAAAAUACCCCAUCCUAUUGGCGACGAAAACUUGCCGCUCAAGUUCCUGCUUGUGGAUUCGUGGUAUGACAAUUUCCGGGGCGUGGUCCUACUCGUACGAGUAUUCGAUGGCACGAUCCGGGCUGGGGAUAAUGUGGUUUCUAUGGGCACGGGCAUGAAGUACACAGUCGGGCAGGUCGGCAUACAGUACCCCGAUGGAACGCCACAGAAAGUCCUUCGAGCCGGUCAAGUUGGCUACGUGUAUUUUAACCCGGGCAUGAAGAGAAUCCAGGAUGCCAAGCUCGGUGAUACCUUUACGACGGUUGGCUGCGAAAAUGCGGUUGAACCUUGUCCGGGCUUUGAAGAACCCAAGCCCAUGGUUUUUGUGGCCGCAUUCCCUACCGACCAAAGUGACUAUACUCGUCUGGCGGACAGCAUCAAUCAGCUUGUGCUGAAUGACCGAAGUGUCACAUUACAAAAGGACUUCUCAGAGGCUCUGGGGUCGGGUUGGCGGUUAGGAUUUCUCGGCAGUUUACAUUGUUCAGUAUUUCAGGAUCGCCUGAAGCAAGAGCAUGGCCGGAGCAUCAUUAUUACUGAGCCUACUGUCCCAACAAAAGUCAUUUGGCCGGAUGGAUCAGAAGAGAUUAUUCAGAACCCGGCCUUGUUUCCAGACGCAACUGACCACCGCAUUCGAAUGUCCCAAACACUUGAACCAUACGUCAAGGCAACCAUGACGCUCCCGCACGAAUAUCUCGGACGGGUAAUUGAACUUUGUGAAGCAAACCGCGGCGAACAGCAGAGUCUAGAGUUCUUUCACACAACGCAGGUUAUCUUGGUGUACAACAUACCAUCCGCGCAGCUGGUGGAAGACUUUUUUGGCAAGCUGAAGGGCGCUACCAAGGGAUAUGCCACGCUGGACUAUGAAGACGCCGGCUGGCGGGAGAGCAAACUCGCCAAGAUCCAACUCCUCGUCAACAAGCAGCCCGUCGACGCAAUCUGCCGUGUUGUACACGGCUCGCAGGCCGACCGCAUUGGCAGACGAUGGGUCACCAAGUUCAGGCAGCAUGUCGACAGGCAAAUGUUUGAGGUCGUUAUCCAAGCAGCAGUCGGCAACAAGAUUAUAGCCCGCGAAACAAUCAAGCCGUUCCGCAAGGACGUCCUCGCCAAACUGCACGCCAGCGACAUCACGCGGCGGAGGAAGCUGCUCGAGAAGCAAAAGGAAGGUCGAAAGAGGCUACGAGCCGUCGGCAAUGUCGUUAUCGACCAGGAGGCAUUUCAGAGCUUCCUGUCAAAGUAA
Messenger RNA from Metarhizium brunneum ARSEF 3297, 5346 nucleotides. Lineage: Eukaryota; Fungi; Ascomycota; Sordariomycetes; Hypocreales; Clavicipitaceae. The record is from RefSeq and is a predicted model, not a curated record.